This is a messenger RNA of Arachis ipaensis, 621 nucleotides long. The record is from RefSeq and is a predicted model, not a curated record. Lineage: Eukaryota; Viridiplantae; Streptophyta; Magnoliopsida; Fabales; Fabaceae.
AUGGGUAUUUCAGGCGGCAGCAAUGACGACGACGAGCUCCCGGCGGUGGCGACAGUGACGAUUCUUCAAUGCCUCACCACCACCAGCACCUUCCUUACUACUACCUCCCCUCCUCUCUCCACAAAAUCUCAUUUUCUUGUGGUCGGUUACGCACUCUGCUCCAGUCUCUCCACUAUCAUCAACAAGUAUGCUAUCACCCAAUUCAACCACCCCGACCUCUUAACUGCACUCCAGUACCUCACUUUCGCUCUCGGCAUCUACCUUCUCGACAAAUUGGGGUUCCUCUACCACGACCCCUUCAUUGUUGACACCGCCAAGCACUUCUUUCCCGCCACACUCGUCUUCUUCCUCUCGUCAUCUUCACCAACACCAACCUCCUCCGCCGCGUCGAUGUCGACACCUUCAUCGUCUUCCAAUCUCUCACUCUUCUCCUCGUCGCCCUUGUGGAUACCGUCUUCCACCACUUGCCUUGCCCCUCCAAGUUCACAUUUUUCUCCCGCGUUGUUAUCCUUGCUGGCACCGAGGUAUGUCGCCAUUGAUUCCGCUUUUACCUUUACUAUUUAUUUUUGGGUUUUUGCUUAUCUUAUCACAAUCACUACUUAGAUAGUUUACGUCAAGCAC